GUCGGCGGGAAGCAGCGGGCCGGGGCGCCGGGAAGCGGGUGGCGGCAGGAUGGUGAAGCUGACGGCGGAGCUGAUCGAGCAGGCGGCGCAGUACACCAACGCCGUGCGGGACCGCGAGCUGGACCUCCGGGGUUACAAAAUUCCUGUCAUUGAAAAUCUAGGUGCUACCUUAGACCAGUUUGAUGCUAUUGAUUUUUCUGACAACGAAAUCAGGAAACUGGAUGGUUUUCCUCUGUUGAGAAGACUGAAAACGUUAUUGGUGAACAAUAACAGAAUAUGCCGUAUAGGUGAGGGACUUGAUCAGUCUCUCCCCUGUUUGACAGAACUCAUUCUCACCAACAACAGUCUUGUGGAACUGGGUGAUCUGGACCCUUUGGCAGCUCUCAAGUCGCUGACUUACCUAAGUAUUCUAAGGAAUCCUGUAACAAAUAAGAAGCAUUACAGACUGUAUGUAAUUUAUAAAGUUCCACAAGUCAGAGUACUGGAUUUCCAGAAAGUGAAACUGAAAGAGCGUCAGGAAGCAGAGAAAAUGUUCAAGGGCAAACGGGGUGCACAACUUGCAAAGGAUAUUGCCAGGAGAAGCAAAACUUUUAAUCCAGGUGCUGGUUUGCCAACUGACAAAAAGAAAGGUGGGCCGUCUCCAGGGGAUGUAGAAGCAAUCAAGAAUGCUAUAGCAAAUGCUUCGACUCUGGCCGAGGUGGAGAGGCUGAAGGGCUUGCUGCAGUCUGGCCAGAUUCCCGGCAGAGAACGCAGAUCAGGGCCCAGUGACGACGGUGAAGAGGAGAUGGAAGAAGACACAGUCACUAACGGAUCUUGAGCGCCGUGUGGCCUGGGCACGGGCAGGACGUGGAAUGAUGCCAAUUGGGGAUAAGUCUUGCUUUUUGAACGUGGAGUAAUCUUAUGUCUGCAAAGUGAAAUCAUACACGUUGAUGAAAUGCUGAAAACUCUUGCUGUUCAUUUUGUAAUGUAAAUUUUGAAAUCUAAAUGUCCGUUUUCUACAAACAGUGAAGCGAAGGACAGUCCGUGUGCUGCUGAGUUGCAUCUCACCGUGGGGUGUUCGCAGUGCAGUUGUGUGGUGGUUUUUAAGUGGGGAGGGUGGGGCGGUGGCCUUACAUAGUCCUCUCUGAAUUGUUGAGAUUUUAAAGUUCUUAAUAAAAUUCAAGAUUAUCUGUC
This is a messenger RNA of Loxodonta africana (African savanna elephant), 1173 nucleotides long. RefSeq names its product small nuclear ribonucleoprotein polypeptide A' (gene SNRPA1). Gene Ontology annotation, cellular component: U2 snRNP. NCBI's taxonomy places the organism in Eukaryota, Metazoa, Chordata, Mammalia, Proboscidea, Elephantidae. The transcript has 9 exons. Gene Ontology annotation, biological process: mRNA splicing, via spliceosome. The record is from RefSeq and is a predicted model, not a curated record. Bases 50 to 817 code for a protein of 255 amino acids. Gene Ontology annotation, molecular function: protein binding; U2 snRNA binding.